UCCAAUAACAGUGACGUUUGAUUUGAGGCUCUCUGAGGGAAAGACUUCAAAAAAACACAAUCAGCUGUAGCCUGCUCACCUCCUGUCGUGUGCUUCAAAGCGUCCAGAGUGAAAUAGGGCUCUGUUCCAGUGGGAGCCUCUGAUCCACUGCCUGGCUGCUAAUCCGCCCCUUGGUUGAUAACUCAUGACCUUGUGUCCUGAUGUGUCGGUGAUAUGGGAGAGUGGUGGACAACAGUGCCAAUAGAGACAUCUAUGGGAAACUAUGAGCUCUCCAGUAUAUCACAUGUGACAAUGUCCCCCUCGAGACAAAACAACCUCGUGUCAAUGCUUUCUUCUUUGCCCCUUUCCAAAAGCUCUUACAAUGUGAUAAGUGCCUUUUGCACAGAGGAUAAUAUUCCUCAGUGCAUCUCAUACAUCAAUCAGGAGCUCGUGUCCCUGGGACUCUCCUCCACAUGUAUUGAGGCCAUCUCACCAGGGGGAGCUGCCCUAAGCACAGUGCCAGCUCUGAAUGCCAUGUAUGAACUGCUGCAGAUUCAGAGGCGCAGCAUGGGCACUUUAGAGGAGCUUGAGAAAGAACAGCUAAAGAAGUCCAGCACCUUAGAGCACAUUCAGAUGAACAACUCCAGACUCAAGGAUCAGUUGGAACUGUCCAUGAGGGAGAAAUCGGGUCUACAUGAGACCGAGAGGCAGCUACAACUCAAAAUUAAGACUCUACAAAGCUGCCUGAAAACUGAAAAAGAUGAGGUUCAGAAGCUCCAGAGUAUCAUUGCCAGUCGUGCCUCCCAGUACAGCCAUGAUGCCAAGAGAAAAGAAAGAGAAUCUGCAAAGCUCAAAGAACGCCUCGGCCAACUACUGGUUGACAGAAAGGACAAAAAAAUAACUAUUGAUAUGCUGAAUUGCCUGGGACGCUCAGAUGGAAAAAGGAGCCACUGGAAGACUGCAAAAGUGACAGCCAGCCAUGAGGGCAUGAUGUACAAGUCCUUGCUCAGUGACUACGAGGCGAGUCAUAGGUCCCUGAUGCUGGAGAAUGCUGAGCUUAAGAAAGUCCUCCAGCAGAUGAAAUGGGAGAUGAUACAUAUCCUGAGUCCACGCCAAUCCUCCAGCAGUGGAGCCAUUGCUGAUGAGAGUCAAGAGCAGGCCGAUUCAGAUGGGGAAGAGAAAGCAGGUGACUCUAGCAGGGAAACGCUGGAUCAAUCAUGUGAACAUGCCAGGGAGUUGCUCACCAACAGCAUCCGCCAGCAGUGGAGAAAACUGAGGAGCCACAUGGAAAAAUUAGACAGCCAAGCAUCUCAAGUGCACAAUCAGCUGGAGUCUAAUAAAGAGGUGAUACCAAGGGAGACCCACGAGGAUGAGAUGGAGAGGAUGAGGCGUGAAGUGCAGCAGUGCAAAGAGUUCAUUCAUGCACAGCAACAACUCCUCCAGCAACAACUCAACACAUCAUUUGAUGAUGAGACUGCAGCCCUUCUUAAUGACUGCUACACUUUGGAGGAGAAAGAGCGACUCAAAGAGGAAUGGAAACUCUUUGAGGAACAAAAGAGAAACUUUGAGAGGGAGAGAAAUAACUUCACAGAGGCUGCUAUUCGCCUGGGGCGAGAGAAAAAGGCCUUCGAGGAGGACCGUGCCUCUUGGCUAAAAAAUCAAUUUUUGAACAUCACUCCCUUCACAGACCGUAGGAGAUUUUCCUCAUCUGAUGGUCAAAGUGCCUUAUCAAUCAGAAGUGAGCCAGAGAUGAGGAUAUCUUCUACAAAAUCUCAGCUGGCCAAAUCAUCAACCUACACUACAUUCUCCACUCCUAAACCUGCACAAAGUGCUACUGUGCCAUCCACAACCGAACUUUACCGGACACUCCGCCUGAUACCAGACAGCAGUUCCUCCAGACCUUCAAAUAGAAGAUGCCGACAGGAGUCUAGCAUCAUUGAUGAUGGAGAUACUCGAGUCAAGUCAAAAAACAGAGUUCGAUGUGGGGACUUGGGUGUCUUCUCUUUGGGUGAAGAUGAGAACAGCCUCACUUGAAGACCCUCUAGUGCCUUUUUCCCACCAAGUGAUCCACUUCAACAUCAAUGCAUGGCUGACUUCCCACAGCAUUGAUGAACAUUUCUUUUUUUUCCCCCCAACAUCAUUGCUGUGUUGCUUCAUGUUGGACAUACGCAGAUCAUUCACCAAAGCUGAUCGAACAAGAAAGCACUUUAAUGAUUUUGCCAUUGUUAAUUUCUUUUCUGUGUGCAAACAAAUCAACACUGACAUUUGAGAAAUUAAGCUAUAUUCAGUCAGAGAAGGGUACCAAGUAGUGAUUUUUUAAAAAUAUACAUAAUAUAUAUGACUUUGAAGUGAUUUCUACAGUUGAUUUAUAUAUUGAAAGCUUAAGUUUUACUGUAAAAUUAACUCUAAUGUUUACAUAAUGUAGAUAUAUAAAUUAUGAGUUUACUUUUACUGGGAGCAUGUUGAACAAAUUGCUUAGGAUGACCAUAGUCUUCUCUUCUCUGCUGGUGUAAGAGUACAAUAAAGAUUUUUUUU
Messenger RNA from Scomber japonicus (chub mackerel), 2514 nucleotides. RefSeq names its product synovial sarcoma, X breakpoint 2 interacting protein a (gene ssx2ipa). Lineage: Eukaryota; Metazoa; Chordata; Actinopteri; Scombriformes; Scombridae. Bases 214 to 2013 code for a protein of 599 amino acids. The transcript has 14 exons. The record is from RefSeq and is a predicted model, not a curated record.